Acanthopagrus latus (yellowfin seabream) is the source of this 4735-nucleotide messenger RNA. RefSeq names its product kirre like nephrin family adhesion molecule 3, like (gene kirrel2). NCBI's taxonomy places the organism in Eukaryota, Metazoa, Chordata, Actinopteri, Spariformes, Sparidae. Gene Ontology annotation, cellular component: cell-cell junction. Gene Ontology annotation, biological process: cell-cell adhesion. The coding region runs from base 645 to 2921 and encodes 758 amino acids. The transcript has 15 exons. The record is from RefSeq and is a predicted model, not a curated record. Gene Ontology annotation, molecular function: cell adhesion molecule binding.
UAGCACCAGAUGACUGUCAGUGCGCAUUUCCUAUUGGCAAGAGGGAGUGAGAAGUAAACAGAGGAGACCGACGGGAGAAGAGUGUGUGUGUGUGUGAGAGAGAGAGAGAGAGAGAGAGAGCGAGAGAGAAGGAGUGAGUGUGUUAGAACAGAGUGAGAGACUCCAGCGGAGGGGGCGAGAGGCAACUUCACCGGGGUUUAUCACUGCGCACUGUCGAGGAGGAGAGAUCGCUCUCGAGCUCAACAUGCCCAGGCAGGUUCAAAAGUGGACUGUGGACGAUCGCAGCGACUGAAACGCCAGAUCCAACUGAUGGACUGUUAGAGAGCGCGGCGACAGGGGAAAGCUGUGCCGGCGCGACGGGGAGCGGACCCUGGGAAAAAGAAGAAGAGGAAGAAGGAGAACCUGACGCAGUGGGAAAAGUUACCAACUAUGGAGGUGCAUUGUUAACUGAGAGUUUACAAACUGUGCGGACCUUUCAGAGUCACUCCGUUCAACUGGAUGCUAUACUAAACGAACCCCAGCGCGCCUGGCUCGUCGGUCCGGUGAUAUUCCGGUGCCGCGGUGGACCAUAACCAGCUCCAGUCGCAUAGACGGAGCGAGCGAAUCCUUUCCACGCAGCACAAUCAGCGGCCAGAGCUUCUAAAAUGACGGCGUUGUACCUCGUCUUUUGCCUUAUGGUCUCAGCCGCCACCCAAGCAGCCUACUUCUCCCAGCAGCCUCAGGACCAGGUGGUUGUAGCUGGUCAGUCAGUGACGCUACCCUGCGUCAUCGUGGGUUACCGGGGAAUGGUACAAUGGACCAAAGAUGGCCUUGCGCUGGGUGGAGAGAGAGACCUUCCAGGCUGGACGCGCUAUUCCUUAAUGGGCGACCCGCUAUCAGGCGAGCACAGCUUGCUGAUCGAUUCGGCAGAGUUGGCGGAUGACGCGGUGUAUGAGUGUCAGGCUACACAGGCGGCACUGCGCUCCCACCGUGCCAAGCUCACUGUACUAGUUCCCCCGUCAGACCCCGUGGUGGAGGGCGGCCCCGUUGUACGUCUUAAGGCCCACACACGACACAACCUCACCUGCAGAGCCUCGGGAGCCAAGCCUGCUGCCGAGAUCACCUGGUACAGAGACGGCGAGGUCAUGGAGUCCGCGGUUUAUUCCAAGACACUGAUGGAGGAUGGGAAGAGGGAGGCGGCUGUCAGUAUGCUUCCAAUCACCCCAGAGGACAGCGACACCGGGCGCACCUACACCUGCAGGGUUCUUAACCCAGCUGCCCCUGCUGGUCGCCAGACAUCGGUCACCAUCAACGUCCAGCACCCUCCCUCGGUGACUCUGUCAGUCCAGCCUCAGACUGUGACGGAGGGAGCAAAGGUUCUCUUCAUCUGCUCUGCUUCGGCCAAUCCUGAAAUCACCGGAUACAGGUGGUCGAAAGGAGGAGUCCCCAUCUCCGAGGCAAACGGGGACAGCCUUGAGGUGACGGUGGACUACUCUUACUUCACAGACCCCGUCUCCUGCGAGGUGUCCAACUCUGUGGGCAGCACCAAUGUCAGCACGCUGGUCGAUGUCCAAUUUGGCCCCAGACUGCUGUCGGAGCCCAAGCCAAUGACGGUGGACAUCGGGAUGGAUGCAGCCUUUACUUGCGCGUGGACUGGAAACCCUCCUCUAACCCUGGCCUGGACGAAGCACGGCUCCAGUGUGGUGCUCAGUAAUGGUAACACCUUGCAGCUGAAGGCUGUUACCCAGGAGGAUGCUGGAACAUACACCUGCAAGGCCAUCGUGCCCCGGAUUGGAGUCGCAGAACGAGAUGUCACUCUCACUAUAAAUGGCCCUCCUAUCAUCACAGCGGAUGCCACGCAGCAUGCUGUCAAGCACUCCAAGGGCAAGCUGGAGUGCCGGGUGGGAAGCAGCCCCCCGCCUGAUAAGAUUGUGUGGACCUUUGGAGACAUGAGCCUGUCCUCCGGUACCUCUGGUCGUUACUCCGUGCAGACGGUAACCAGUGACCACGGGGUCCUCUCUUCUCUGGUGCUGUCCGAGACUCUGGCACAGGAUUUCCAGCUGCGCUACAACUGCACUGCCUGGAACCGCUUCGGCACAGGCACAGCCCUGGUCACGCUGAAGGAGCAAGAAGCCCUGCCUAUGUUGAUAAUUGUCGGCGGAGCAGUAGGCGGAGGCUGUGUCCUGCUCAUCUGUGUCAUCACCCUGGUCUCCCUGUGCUGCAGGCACACAGGCAAAGGUGAGCUCAACGGCAAAAGGUGCACUCGUCUUUCCAAGAGCGACAUCAGAGUUCAGAUCGUUCACAGCGAUCACAACGCUACACGUGGCAACGACGAUGAGGAGGAUGUCAAAGAGCCCAUGGCUCCGAACAGCAGCGAGUCUCCAGGGACAUCCCGCACAGAACAUAGCGACCUCCUGGAAGAGGAGGAGGAUGAGAGAUCGGACAUCAAGGAUCCCACCAAUGGAUACUACAACGUCCGUGGCCACGAGGACCGCCACAUCCGCAGCAGUGGAUUCUCCGAAUACGUCCCCAACACUCGGCCAGUCUACACGCCAUCGCAGCUGCCCUCCCCCAGCCCCAUGUAUGGUCAGCACGGCACCCAGCCUCGUGUCUAUGACUUCUCCCACCGAUACGCAACCACCACAGCGGGCAGAACCGCGUACGAACAGCAGCAAGCUGCCCAGCAGCAGCCCGCCCAGUCGGCCAGCAUUUAUCCCACUGAUCCCAUCUACAGUGGCUCCGCUUACCUGCCCGCUACCUACGGCCGCGCCUUCACCAGUUACGUCAAGCCCGCUUCCUACGAGAAGGUGGACGCGUAUGACCAAUCAGACCAGGCCAGCAAGGUGUCGAGCUCGUCUCGUUUCUCUUAUGCCUCCUCACAAGUGUCCUCCCAGCAGUCUGACUACGGCCGGCCCUCACAGCGUAUGCAGACGCACGUUUGAUUGGACAAACAAGUUGGGGAAAAGCAGAGUAUAGGAGCAGUGAGUAGAUAACCAUUGUCAGCUCCACAUACGUGGCUGGACUAACAUGAACAGAGACUUUCUUUACUCGGACGGUCCUCCAAGGAUGUGUCCGGACAGCGUUCGGAGGGAGUCGCGUGAUUUAGGUUAUGGGAUAACCGACCUUUAUUUGUUGUGAUGGUUUGAGGGAUCUGCAACGAUGUGAACUGUGGAGCUCCCGAGCUGGAGAACUCAGCAGAUUGUGAUGUUCAAGUCAGACUUCUGAUUACAGUGUGAUACCUCACCAGGUUAUCUCUACAUGAUGACCACCCAAAACCUGUGGAGAUAUUCUGUCGGUGCAAGAGCCAACUAGAAAACGAAUCAAAUGCAUCUCCUGUAUUUGGGUGGCCAAAAUGACUGGGGUAGCUGUUUACCUGCCUUCCAGAGUUUACUUAGUGUCAACGCUAAAUGUCAAACACGACCUCUAAAAUAUUUCAAAAGACAAGCUAAGGCAUAUUUGAGGAAAAAAAAAAAACAGAUAUGAUCAACCAACAACAAUCGUUGUCUGUCAUUUGGUGUUUUGUUGGCAUGCGAAAGGAAUUCUAAGCACAUCUGUGUCUCUAUCAUCAACAAACGACUGAGCUAUCCACAGAGACAGACAAACUAUUCUGCACAACAGGCUAGCUCUACUGACCAACAAGUGCUCCAGGCACUGUACUGUAUGAAGAGUCUAAUCAGCGGCGGAAUACUUCUGGCCUGAGCUGUAUUCCUGGAGCUUCUUCUGAUAAUAACCCUAACAUGUUGGACUUACUGGUGGAUAAAAAGAAGGAGAUACGAUGAGAAUGUGUAUUUUAGCCUUCAUGGUAAUGGGGGACUCUUUGUUAACUGUGUGUUGUACCAAGAUGGACAAGGUAAAGGCCAUGAAAACCCAAAGAUGGUGAUAAUUUUACGAGGGGGGGCGGGGAACGGGGGGCUGAAUACUUCUGUCCAACCCCUGCUACUGUUUUCUGAUUGUAAAAUCAAGAGUAGGCUAUUACCAGAACAAUCAAAAGCGGUGAUUUGGAACGGUGGCAAUCUUGAACUUAAAAAUAAACUUGAAUGCAAGCGUUGUCAAUUUUUUCGGCAGGCUCAGGCGGGGGAAAGUCCUAACACGGACCACACACACACACUCAAGUUUUACAACUCAAUCAAAUUGUCUCAAUAUGUUUACAAGAAACAGUACUACCCUGAAACACUAAGUAUCUGUACAAAUGGCUGAGCCCAUACUUUCUCUCUGUUGCAUGCAAAUGAUGUGUCUAGUGAAAUCUUCAGCGUUUAUCUUCAUGUCCAUUUCAUGUUCGAGACAUUGGUUUCUUCACUCGGCCCCGGUUGCGUUCCAACUCCUGGAUGUUUCAGUAUGGACGCCUGUACUGCCAUUUGUCUAUGAAGCUGUUCCCAGGCAGCCUGACAAGAGAACAAAAGUCACUCAAAGUGAGGAGGCAAACAUCAUCGCUUGUCUUUAUUUUUAUAUUUUAUAUAAGCCUUAAUGUACAGCGUGUAAGCUGCUCUAUUGUAAAGUAUCUUUAUAUACAUAUGUAUCUAUCUUGGUUGAUUUAAUUGGGUCCACAGAUUUUUCUUGUCUAUACUCGUUUGUUCAUCAAUCAUUGAAUGCAGUUACUAUGCUUUUUUUUUUUUUUUUUGGAACACGACUAAUUGCCAUUUGUUUGUUCAUUCUUUUAAUAAUGUAUUAAGAAUUUUAUUUGCUAAAAAUGAGCUACCGUUGCUUGUACCUUUGUACACAUAUUUAUAUUUAAAUAAAACCAUUUCCGAUAAACAAC